Molecule: messenger RNA, 618 nt
Organism: Postia placenta MAD-698-R-SB12
Lineage: Eukaryota; Fungi; Basidiomycota; Agaricomycetes; Polyporales; Adustoporiaceae
Exons: 3
Coding region: 1-618 (205 amino acids)
Biological process (GO): cellular response to carbon dioxide; cellular response to oxidative stress; carbon utilization
Molecular function (GO): carbonate dehydratase activity; zinc ion binding
Source: RefSeq, a predicted model, not a curated record
AUGGCUUCCAGCACACCUCUCGACCAGACGCUUCAGCAAAUAUUCGAGCGCAAUGACCAAUGGGCGCGUGAAAUCGAGACCGCUAUACCAGACUUCUUUCCGAACAGCGCCAAUGAACAGCAACGACCCAAGGUCCUCUGGAUCGGAUGUUCGGACUCGCGUGUCCCUGAAUCAGUGGUCACGGCGUCCAAGCCGGGCGAGAUAUUCGUGCACCGCAACAUCGCCAACCAGUUCCGUUCCGAAGAUCUCGACGCGCAGGCGGCCCUCCAAUUCGCAAUUGGUACCCUCGGCGUCACACACAUCGUUGUCGCAGGGCACACAAGGUGCGGGGGCACCCUUACGGCAUAUCUCAAAGGCCUGAAUGGCCGCUCACCGGAAACACCCCUCGACCGCUGGCUCGCGCCGCUGGUUGAGCUCGCGAGGGAAAAGGCCACAAGCUUGGAGGUAGAAGAGUUCACGGAGCUGAAUGUGAGAGUGCAGGUGGAUCAUCUUGUCGAAUCAGAGACGAUCAAAGCGGCAUGGGCCAGUGGCACAAAUGUUCAAGUGCACGGUUGGAUCUACGACCUGGAGACGGGGAGGCUGCGCGACCUGGGAAUCACCCAUACGAAGGAUCGAUGA